This is a messenger RNA of Suillus plorans, 887 nucleotides long. RefSeq lists its product as uncharacterized. The coding region runs from base 55 to 843 and encodes 262 amino acids. The transcript has 11 exons. The record is from RefSeq and is a predicted model, not a curated record. Lineage: Eukaryota; Fungi; Basidiomycota; Agaricomycetes; Boletales; Suillaceae.
GCACUUUCGUUCGGACAGGAGGUCGAACUGAUCUGGGGUCAACGCUGGUCCCUAAUGACAGUUCUGUAUCUCGGUAUGCGCUACCUUGGAAUCUUAUGUAAUGCUAUCACUGUGUGGAGCUGUCUUCCAACCAUCUCACUAACAGAUACGGGCGUUAUUUCGUACAUCGUACAGGAAUGGAUCAAUGUUUUGGUAUUUAUAAUGCUGGGGGUCGUCAUGAUUACUCGGUUAUAUGCCAUGUAUGAACGAUCCAGAAAUAUCCUGAUAUUUCUCAGUGUCAUCUUCCUGGCUGACAACAUUUUCAAUGGAGUGGUCACUCUAAUGGUAACCCUACAUCUUUCAGGAGAGGAACUCAUUCUUUCUGGCACUCAUCAGUGCUCGAUUGACUUUGGAGACGAUGGCUUGCGUCUGGAUCUCAUUAUUUGGAUACUCGGAAGUGUGUGGGAGGUCCUCGCACUAUGUCUCGCAUUCUGGAUUGCUGUAAAACACUUCAGGGAAUUGCGACAAUAUUCGACAGGAAAUAUUACCGGGGACUGUUUCACGGUACUGCUGAAAUCUCACGUGGUCUACUUUGUGAGCUUUCUUGCUGUUUCUUGCUUCCAGCUCAUAUCUGACUUCUCUCAAGCACUCUCAACGGUAGACCAAAACUCCCUGAAAGCUCAGAUUUAUUCUGAAUUUCUUCAAAUUUUCUUAAUCGCGCAGAUUGGUGUGCUGGGACCACGCCUGAUUCUUAGUGUUCGAAAGUAUUACGCUGAGCUCGUGGCAGACUCCGAUGCGGCAACCGCCAUGACCUCGAUCGCUUUCCAAGAGCGUGUGCAUAUAUCGACUGGCAACAGUGUGUGAUGUUCGGUGAAGUUGACGGUUCUCUGGUACUCUCCAAGGAGCAG